Molecule: messenger RNA, 9368 nt
Organism: Prorocentrum cordatum
Lineage: Eukaryota; Dinophyceae; Prorocentrales; Prorocentraceae
Source: the annotation of a GenBank genome assembly
AGGCGUCCCCGCGGCGACGCGGCGGCAGCGCCCCCUGCCGCCACGGCGGAGGCCAUGCUGCGGCGCGGCCGGCGGCCAGGCAGGUGCGAGGACUGCCUGGUUCCAGAGGCUAGCGAUGGAGACGCUUCCUCUACCUCCGCCGGAGGGUCGGAGGACACCGAGGCCUGCGCGAUCUGCUUCGAGGUGCAGCCGACCGUGCCCCUGCCUUGCUCCUGCCGCGUGUCCUACUGCGCGCGGUGCUGGGACCGGUCGCUGGCCAACAGCGUGCUGCAGUGCGGCGUCGCGCAGUGCCCGACCUGCCGCUGCAGCUUCCGCGUGGACUUCGACGAGGACCGCGGGCUGGUGCUGCACCCGGCCACGGAGGGCACCUCCAAGCACGAGUGGCGCGCGCAGCUCUACAACAAGGCGCGCCCCGCGCAGAUCGGCCUGCUGAAGAGCUAUGGGGCCGCCCCGGCGGCCAAGGAGGUUCAGCCGCAGUGCGUCUGCGGGGCCCCCCUGGAGCGAAUCGCGGACCGCGACCGCAUCGUCCGCAUGCUGGAGGACACGGACGCCGAGUGGAGGUCCAAGAUCUCCGGGGACUCCGAGGAGCUGGUCCGCCGGCUGCUGUCGAGGACCCUCGUCACCUGCGAUCUGUGCGAGGACUGGGCCGGGAUCUUCAGAAUGCUGGCCGCUGGAGAGAUUCACACGGUGCUGCUCAGGAGCGACGGCACCGCCGUGGCCCGCGGCGGCAAUCAUUCUGGUCAGUGCGACCUCCCGGCGCUGCCCGCGGGCCUGACCUACAGUCAGGUCGCCGCUGGAUGGCCCCACACGGUGCUGCUCAGGAGCGACGGCACCGCCGUGGCCCGCGGCAGCAAUGAUUUAGGUCAGUGCGACCUCCCGGCGCUGCCCGCGGGCCUGACCUACACGCAGGUCGCCGCUGGAGAUCGCCACACGGUGCUGCUCAGGAGCGACGGCACCGCCGUGGCCCGCGGCUGGAAUGCUUUUGGUCAGUGCGACCUCCCGGCGCUGCCCGCGGGCCUGACAGAGAGCGACGGCACCGCCGUGGCCCGCGGCGACAAUGAUCAUGGUCAGUGCGACCUCCCGGCGCUGCCCGCGGGCCUGACCUACACGCAGGUCGCCGCUGGAUGGAGCCACACGGUGCUGCUCAGGAGCGACGGCACCGCCGUGGCCUGCGGCUGGAAUGCUUUUGGUCAGAGCGACCUCCCGGCGCUGUCCGCGGGCCUGACCUACACGCAGGUCGCCCCUCGAGGGCGCCACACGGUGCUGCUCAGGAGCGACGGCACCGCCGUGGCCCGCGGCGACAAUGAUCAUGGUCAGUGCGACCUCCCGGCGCUGCCCGCGGGCCUGACCUACACGCAGGUGUCGCUCGAUGGCCGGUCCAUGGUUUUCGUCACCAUCGUGCGGGGGUGUUUUUUGAGGAUGCAGGAUCAGGGCGGCGCCCACCGGUGGCCUCGCAGGGACAUCCACCCAGCUCGUGCCGUGCACCGCGCGGGCAGGCUGGGCCCCGGAGCCUGGCGCGUCGAGGCGAUCCUGCCGGGGGGCCGCCCGCUCAGCGCCGCGGCCGAGGAGACGGUCGCCGGACCGGUUCCGCAGAACCGGUUCCACGGAACCGGUUCCACAGGACCGGUUCCGCAGGACCGGUACCACAGAACCGGUUCCAUAAGCCCGGUUCCACAGGACUGCAGGUUCCACAGGACCGGUUCCACAGGACUGCUCGAGGCGCUUGGCAGGAUUGCUCGAGGCGCGGGCCUGGAUAUCGGCGACGGAGGACAAGGUACCCAGCUGGUCUCGAUUGCGUUUGCUGAGAUUGCUGGCUCUGGAGAUGCCACACGGGCUGCUCAGGGAGCGGGAGUGCACGCGUGGCCCGCGGGAACUUCAAGCUUGUGUCAGCCCGCACCUCACGGCGCUGGCCCGCGGGCUGGCCCCGACCACUACGCGCUGGAGAGUUACACGGUGCUGCUCAGGAGCGACGGCACCGCCGUGGCCCGCGGCUGGAAUGCUUUUGGUCAGAGCGACCUCCCGGCGCUGCCCGCGGGCCUGACCUACAGUCAGGUCGCCGCUGGAGGGAGCCACACGGUGCUGCUCAGGAGCGACGGCACCGCCGUGGCCCGCGGCAGCAAUGCUGAUGGUCGGUGCGACCUCCCGGCGCUGCCCGCGGGCCUGACCUACAGUCAGGUCGCCGCUGGAGGGCGCCACGCGGUGCUGCUCAGGAGCGACGGCACCGCCGUGGCCUGCGGCUGGAAUGAUGAUGGUCAGUGCGACCUCCCGGCGCUGCCCGCGGGCCUGACCUACACAGCUCAUUUGCUUCCAGCGCUGCUCCUGCAGGUGUCGCUCGAUGGCGGCUCCAUGGUUUUCGUCACCAUCGGCGGGGUGGAGCGAUGCAGGAUCAGGGCGGCGCCCACCGCCCGCCUCGCAGACAUCCACCUCCAGCUCGUGGCCGAGCACCGCGCGGGCAGGCUGGGCCCCGGAGCCUGGCGCGUCGAGGCGAUCCUGCCGGGGGGCCGCCCGCUCAGCGCCGCGGCCGAGGAGACGGUCGCCGGACCGGUACCACAGAACCGGUUCCAUAAGCCCGGUUCCACAGGACUGCAGGUUCCACAGGACCGGUUCCACAGGAACGGUUCCACAGAGAUGCUGGCCGCUGGAGAUGGCCACACGGUGCUGCUCAGGAGCGACGGCACCGCCGUGGCCCGCGGCGACAAUCAUGCUGGUCAGUGCGACCUCCCGGCGCUGCCCGCGGGCCUGACCUACAGUCAGGUCGCCGCUGGAGGGUGCCACACGGUGCUGCUCAGGAGCGACGGCACCGCCGUGGCCCGCGGCAGCAAUGCUGAUGGUCGGUGCGACCUCCCGGCGCUGCCCGCGGGCCUGACCUACAGUCAGGUCGCCGCUGGAUGGCCCCACACGGUGCUGCUCAGGAGCGACGGCACCGCCGUGGCCCGCGGCAGCAAUGAUUUUGGUCAGUGCGACCUCCCGGCGCUGCCCGCGGGCCUGACCUACACGCAGGUCGCCGCUGGAGGGCGCCACACGGUGCUGCUCAGGAGCGACGGCACCGCCGUGGCCUGCGGCUGGAAUGCUGAUGGUCAGAGCGACCUCCCGGCGCUGCCCGCGGGCCUGACCUACACGCAGGUCGCCGCUGGAUGGCGCCACACGGUGCUGCUCAGGAGCGACGGCACCGCCGUGGCCUGCGGCGACAAUCGUGCUGGUCAGUGCGACCUCCCAGCGCUGCCUGCGUGCCUGACCUACACGCAGGUCGCCGCUGCACAUGGCCACACGGUGCUGCUCAGAAGCGACGGCACCGUCGUGGCCUGCGGCUGGAACCAGUAUGGUCAGUGCGACCUCCCGGCGCUGCCCGCGGGCCUGACCUACACGCAGGUUGCCGCUGGAGGGAUCCACACGGUGCUGCUCAGGAGCGACGGCACCGCCGUGGCCUGCGGCUGGAUUCAUGGUCAGUGCGACCUCCUGGCGCUGUCCGCGGGCCUGACCUUCACAGUUCAUUUGCUUCCAGCGCUGCUCCUGCAGGUGUCGCUCGAUGGCGGCUCACUGGUUUUCGUGACCAUCGGCGGGGUGGAGCGAUGCAGGAUCAGGGCGGCGCCCACCGCCCGCCUCGUCAGGCCAGGCGCCGCGGAGCGCCUCCGCCUCGAGCUGCUCGGGGCGCGGGGGCAGGCCCGACAGGACAGCGGCGCGCAUACUCUCGAGAGCUUAGCGCCCGUGCGCUCGGGGUGCUCUCAGAAGCUGCGCCUCGCCGAGGCCGAGGGCCCAGCGAGGGUCGCCGAGCCUCCGGGGAACCUCGUCAUGCUGGCCGCUGGAGGGAGCCACGCGGUGCUGCUCAGGAGCGACGGCACCGCCGUGGCCUGCGGCGACAAUCAUGAUGGUCAGUGCGACCUCCCGGCGCUGCCCGCGGGCCUGACCUACACGCAGGUCGCCGCUGGAGGGAGCCACACGGUGCUGCUCAGGAGCGACGGCACCGCCGUGGCUUGCGGCAGCAAUUUUUGUGGUCAGUGCGACCUCCCGGCGCUGCCCGCGGGCCUGACCUACACGCAGGUCGCCGCUGGAGAGCAGCACGCGGUGCUACUCAGGAGCGACGGCACCGCCGUGGCCUGCGGCGACAAUCGUGCUGGUCAGUGCGACCUCCCGGCGCAGCCCGCGGGCCUGACCUACACGCAGGUCGCCGCUGGAGGGAGCCACAUGGUGCUGCUCAGGAGCGACGGCACCGCCGUGGCCUGCGGCGGCAAUCAUGCUGGUCAGUGCGACCUCCCGGCGCUGCCCGCGAGCCUGACCUACACGCAGGUCGCCACUGGAAGGAACCACCACACGGUGCUGCUCAGGAGCGACGGCACCGCCGUGGCCUGCGGCGACAAUCGUGCUGGUCAGUGCGACCUCCCGGCGCUGCCCGCGUGCCUGACCUACACGCAGGUCGCCGCUGCAUAUGGCCACACGGUGCUGCUCAGGAGCGACGGCACUGUCGUGGCCUGCGGCUGGAACCAGUAUGGUCAGUGCGACCUCCCGGCGCUGCCCGCGGGCCUGACCUACACGCAGGUCGCUGCUGGAGGGAUCCACACGGUGCUGCUCAGGAGCGACGGCACCGCCGUGGCCUGCGGCUGGAUUCAUGGUCAGUGCGACCUCCCGGCGCUGCCCGCGGGCCUGACCUACACAGUUCAUUUGCUUCCAGCGCUGCUCCUGCAGGUGUCGCUCGAUGGCGGCUCACUGGUUUUCGCGACCAUCGGCGGGGUGGAGCGAUGCAGGAUCAGGGCGGCGCCCACCGCCCGCCUCGCAGACAUCCACCUCCAGCUCGUGGCGGAGCACCGCGCGGGCAGGCUGGGCCCCGGAGCCUGGCGCGUCGAGGCGAUCCUGCCGGGGGGCCGCCCGCUCAGCAGCGCCGCGGCCGAGGAGCCAGGCGCCGCGGAGCGCCUCCGCCUCGAGCUGCUCGGGGCGCGGGGGCAGGCCCGACAGAAGCUCGUCUCGGACCUAGAGACCGCGGUCACGGGCUAUCGGAACGCCCACUACAGGAUGCAAGGGGCCCAGGCCGAGAUCGAGGACGAGGGCAAGGCGAACCGCAAGCGGGUUCGGCCAUUCCACGAGUCCCUGCACGCGGAGAUCAUGGGGGCGGCCGAGUCGCACGCGAGACACGUUCGACUUCUCGCCGAGAAGGAGAUGCCACCUGUGUAUUGGGAGCACAAGGUGGUCAAGGCGGCGCCCGAGGGCGCAUUGGUCGCCCCAGUGGGGCUCUACGUAGACGGCGCCAGAUACGGUGGGAGGGCUGCUGCUGGUCGUCACAAGAGCGUAGUGGUCAUAUCUUUGAUCAGCUUGCUGACUGGAGUGCGCCAUCCAGGCGUCUUGUUCAGAAAACAGCUCCAAUGCCGCUGCGGGUGCAAAGGCUACUGCAGCACGCAGCGGCUUUGGCUUUUCACCAGGUGGUGCGUCGAGGCACUGAGCCGCGGCGAGUGGCCACGGACAGGAGUGGACGAUCGGGAGUGGAACGAGACCGACGGGCACCGCCGCGAUCGAGCUGGACAGCCACUCGGUUUUCGUGCAGCUGUCAUCUACCAGCUCGUCGACUGGGAGGCGGUGUCCAACCUCCUCGGGGUGCCGCAGUGGAACCACCUCCAGCACCCGUGCCCGCUGUGCACCUGCACGGCGACUUCUAUGCACCUCUACAGGAAGGUUGGCAACGGCUUGUGCUUGCAGGGUUCCGUCGAUCGCCUCAACGCCGACAGCGACCAGCUGGAAGCAGGCGAUCUUCUCAGGGCGGGCCCCAUUGCCCUUCGGACCCCGUCCCAUCGAGAUGGCAGCCCCCGCCCCCCGCCCCCCGCCCAUCUCGAUGGAAAUGGCGAUCCAGACAAGGCGUUCGGCGUGUUGAACGCCAAGCUUGACAACUGGUAUGCCAGCGAACGGCGCCUGGGCCGUGAGCCCGAUGAGAUCGACGGCUUCAACGUUGCAAUGCUUGGCACCGAGGACGCCCCGAAGUUGAAGCUCAGGGGCGGGGAGGCAGCAACGCUUUUCAUCUUUUGCGUCGAGUGCUUCCUCCCGCAGUUCGUGGACGACAUCAAGAAUGGCGUCGAGAUCUUGGCUUGCGCCAAGCCCCUCCUGGAGUGGGUCAACUUUCUGAAGGAGCUCUCCGACGUGCCCACUGCCGCCGAGUGCGCUCACUUGAGGGUCCUGUGCCUCAAGCACCUGAUGUUGUGCCCGUCGGCUGGCAUCGUCUACAGGAUCCCUUGGCUGGGCCACCCUCGCUUGUACGCGACGUGGAAGGACGAGUCCCUGAACGCGCUGUUCGCGGCCCUCGCAGAGAUGGCCCACAGCGGGAACUGGGAGCAGGGCGUGUUCGCCCGCCUGGACCUGCAGCUCCUCAACGAGGCAGGUGGGCCCCGGCGGGGCCAAGAGGUCGUCUGGAACAAACUCAGUCCAGAAGAGCGAGAGGAGUUCAAGAAGGCGGACGCGGCCGAGUGUGAGCUCAAGAAGUUGUUGACCAGCCGUUUCCAUUUCGGUAAAUGGCAGGUCGGUGAGGCCGAGUACGCAGGGAGAAGGAUCCGCCAGCAGUCUGAUGGGCGCAUUCUCGUCGACCAGGAAAAAUAUAUCCUGGAGCAGGUCCGUCCCAUGAGACUCGACCAGGAGCGUGUUAAAUGUCCCGAGGAGUUGCUCGAUGCAGGAGAGCUCCGAGACUAUCGCGGCCUGGUGGCGAAGAUUCUCUGGGCGGCCCGCCAGUCUCGUCCCGACGUGUCCGGAUCCGCCUCGAUGCUGAGCGCCGAAUGCCCACAGGUCAAGAUAGCCUCGGCUCUCAUGGCUAACAAGGUAGCUCGCCACCUCCGGUGCACGGCCAGCUCCUGUCUGACGAUUUGGCCCCUGGACCUGAGUGCCGUGACCAUGGUCACGCGCAGUGACGCGGGGGGCCCCGGGGGGCCUGAAUGGUGGAACUCAGGGACGUCCUGCCCCUUUGCAGUCGCGCUCGUCGACGAGUGUGCCAUCGCCGAGGCUUCCGAGGGCGUCGCCGUAGUCGAUGCGAAGUCCCUCUUCGAUACGCUGUCCAAGAACUGCGGGGGUGCCAAGGCUGACCGCCGCAACGCCAUCGAGAUGGCGAUAGUCCGGGACUCGAUGACAGCCGAGGGGACAGUGGUGAGGUGGGUUCCACACUGCAAGAUGCCUGCUGACGCUCUGACCAAGGUCGACCCAGGACGAGGGAAUUUUGCUUUGACUGAUCUCAUGCACAAGGGGAUGCUGGCGCUAACGGACGAGUCUGGAUCGCUCGACGAGCGAUCUCUCAACCUGUCGCUGAAAUCCCGGACCUGCACGCAGUCGCGCGGGUGGGUACCACACGCCCUGCUCCGGAGCGACGGCACGGUCGCGGCCUGGGGCCAGAAUGCGGACGGCCAGUGCGACGUGCCAGCGCUGGAGGGAGGCGUGACCUACACGCACGUCGCCGCGGGUGGGUACCACACGGUCCUGCUCCGGAGCGACGGCACGGUCGCGGCCUGCGGCCACAAUGCGCACGGCCAGUGCGACGUGCCGGCGCUGGAGGGAGGCGGGACCUACACACACGUCGCCGCGGGUGCAUUCCACACGGUCCUGCUCCGGAGCGACGGCACGGUCGCGGCCUGCGGCCGGAAUGCGAACGGCCAGUGCGACGUGCCGGCGCUGGAGGGAGGCGUGACCUACACGCACGUCGCCGCGGGUGCUUUCCACACGGUCCUGCUCCGGAGCGACGGCACGGUCGCGGCCUGCGGCCGGAAUGCGAACGGCCAGUGCGACGUGCCGGCGCUGGAGGGAGGCGGGACCUACACGCACGUCGCCGCGGGUGCGUUCCACACGGUCCUGCUCCGGAGCGACGGCACGGUCGCGGCCUGGGGCCAGAAUGCGCACGGCCAGUGCGACGUGCCGGCGCUGGAGGGAGGCGGGACCUACACGCACGUCGCCGCGGGUGGGCUCCAGACGGUCCUGCUCCGGAGCGACGGCACGGUCGCGGCCUGCGGCCAGAAUGUGGAAGGCCAGUGCGACGUGCCGGCGCUGGAGGGAGGCGUGACCUAUACCGCGCGCCUGUUUGGAGUUAAUUUGCUCCUGCAGGCAUCAUUCGACGGCGUCUCACUGCGCUUUUUGACCUUGGGCGGGGUGGAGCGCUGUCGACUCCUGGCCGCCCCUGGCGCUCUGCUCGCAGAUGUGCACCACCAGCUACUUGCUGAGCACGCCGCAGGGAGGCUGGGCCCGGGAUUCGACCGUGUCGACGCCGUCCUGCCAGCUCGAGCCGUGGCCCUCCGCCGCAGGGCCCCGCUCCCAUCGGCGGGCCUCGCGCCUCUCCUGCCCUGCCGACGGAUGGUCGCCGCGGGUGGGGGCCACACGGUCCUGCUCCGGAGCGACGGCACGGUCGCGGCCUGCGGCCAGAAUACGGACGGCCAGUGCGACGUGCCGGCGCUGGAGGGAGGCGGGACCUGCACGCACGUCGCCGCGGGUGCGUUCCACACGGUCCUGUUCCGGAGCGACGGCACGGUCGCGGCCUGGGGCCAGAAUGCGGACGGCCAGUGCGACGUGCCAGCGCUGGAGGGAGGCGUGACCUACACGCACGUCGCCGCGGGUGGGUACCACACGGUCCUGCUCCGGAGCGACGGCACGGUCGCGGCCUGCGGCCACAAUGCGCACGGCCAGUGCGACGUGCCGGCGCUGGAGGGAGGCGUGACCUACACGCACGUCGCCGCGGGUGGGCGCUACACAGUCCUGUUCCGGAGCGACGGCACGGUCGCAGCCUGCGGCCAGAAUGCGCACGGCCAGUGCGACGUGCCGGCGCUGGAGGUAGGGAGGCGUGACCUACACGCACGUCGCCGCGGGUGCGUUCCACACUGUCCUGCUCCGGAGCGACGGCACGGUCGCGGCCUGCGGCCAGAAUCUGGCUCGCCAGUGCGACGUGCCGGCGCUGGAGGGAGGCGUGACCUAUACCGCGCGCCUGUUUGGAGUUAAUUUGCUCCUGCAGGCAUCAUUCGACGGCGUAUCACUGCGCUUUUUGACCUUGGGCGGGGUGGAGCGCUGUCGACUCCUGGCCGCCCCUGGCGCUCUGCUCGCAGAUGUGCACCACCAGCUACUUGCUGAUUAGCUUCUAUCACAACAGCACCCCGUUCAGCAAGCUGUUUGGGGAAUUAUUUGUUGCGAGUUUGAAUGCAUGCCGUCAGAACUUACGGUUAUAUACUCUUCUUUCGUCUAUGCAGAUGUUUAACUUCAGCCCGUUUGCCACCACGAGGGGUACCAGUAGCAAGCGCAAUACCCUAGGCUGCAAUAACCUCUACCUCUCAUGCCCUUUUGCUCGCUCUUUCGCCUCGACCCGCGCCCUGCAGGGCACCACCUCCGACGCCUGUCGGGCAUUUAGUUGCGCCUCAGCAGUUCCCGCUCCCCCA